Nylanderia fulva is the source of this 906-nucleotide messenger RNA. Its product is annotated as neuropeptide CCHamide-2. Gene Ontology annotation, biological process: neuropeptide signaling pathway. NCBI's taxonomy places the organism in Eukaryota, Metazoa, Arthropoda, Insecta, Hymenoptera, Formicidae. Gene Ontology annotation, molecular function: neuropeptide hormone activity. The record is from RefSeq and is a predicted model, not a curated record.
GCGCGCCGCCGCCAUCGUUCAUUUACAACCACCUGCUCGACGGGGUAGCAUCGUCUCGUCUCGUCUCGUCUCGUCUCGUUCUUGUCUCUGUGUCAUCCCUUAUUCGCGACCGCAAAUAGGCAAAAGCGUGAACUGUUUUCUUUCUUUGGGAAUCAUCCUCGCAACAGCGAAGCACGUCAACAACCAUCGCGACAGAAUGAGAACCAAAUUUCGCGCGACUUCCGGUCCCGUUUUCUCGCUCUACCUCUCGAUCGUUCUGCUCGUGGUUCUGAUUUCCGUCAGUGACAAGGCGCACGCCAAACCGCGAGAAGAAAGAAGUUCUGGCCAGAUAAGGACUAAUAACUACGUUCGCAAAGGUGGUUGUGCGUCAUUUGGACAUUCCUGCUUCGGCGGUCAUGGAAAGAGAUUCGACUCGAGCAUACAACAUAACACACUGCAAGAAAGUAUUGGCCAGAAUCAAGAAUCUGAAGUACCGUCACCGAACGAUGAACUAUUCUACAUUCUUCCGAACGAUGAAUUCCGGGAACGAUCGGACAAGUUGCCUUUCAUACGGACUCGCAAAGACACUCAACAAUUCGACCUUUAUCCCCUGUCAUCUUUCGUCAAUCAAUGGAUAGCAUCUCAUCGUCGCCCGCAUCGCAUAGAUACGGAUAUCACUAAUAAAUAAAGAAAGUGCACAAGCGAGUUAUCUAUAUAUAUGUGAAGAUUAAGCAGUUUCGUAUCGCGCAUAUAUGUAUAUUUAGAAAAAAUUGAUUAUGUUAUUUAGAUUAUUUAACGAUAAAUUCUAUCGUUUCAUAUUAUUAUUGUGUAUACUUCUUCGUAAUUUGACAGAAUCACGUUUCCUAUUUAAUAUCUAUAUGUACUUAAAUUAUUAGGAUUAUUUUUAUCUUAUAGAUAUUUUUAUUU